ACACCGACAUGGUCGAGGUAGCCUACGUCAUAUUCUACUUUUUUUUUUCAUAGGAGGAAGUGAAAGAAAGAUAUUGACGCUAUUUUGUCUGGUCGUCGCCAUUUCAGUAUUAGUAUUUAGUAUUAUCAACAGCAUAAUAGGUGUUUCAGAAUUUCAGUACCUAUAUUUUAAGUUUUUGCUUUAAGUUUGUGUUCCGGGAUCAGUUUAGGGGUCAUUCUUUACACACGGAUUAUGUGUUGGUGAGGAAUGGAACUGUCCAGCUGCCCUGUGCCUGCAUCGAUUAAUGAUGAAAGUCUAGAGUCCUGGCAACUAAUUGGCUCUGGUGGAUUUGGAAAGAUUUAUAAGGCAAAACAUACAAAAUGGGGGACGAAUGUUGCUAUAAAGUUAUUACGUUGUAAUGAUGGCUCUGAUUCCUCUCUUCUCCAAGAGGCGGACCUGAUGCGUCAUGGCGGGAAUCCCAAUGUGCUCAGAAUCUUUGGGGUGUAUGUAGGUUGCCCUCAUGGACAGCCAUGCCCCACCCAGUUAGGUUUAGUCAUGGAGUACAUGGAGAGAGGGUCUGUGGCAGACCUCCAGCAAGCUGUGGGCGGACCCCCUCCCUGGCCCCUCGCCUUCCGCAUCAUGCACCAGAUCGCCCUGGGCAUGAACUUCCUUCACCAGCUGUCCCCGCCCCUGCUCCAUUUGGACCUGAAGCCCAGCAACGUGCUGCUGGAUGACAGCCUCAACGCAAAACUCACUGAUUUUGGUCUGGCCAAACUGGCCCAAAGCCGUUCCAAUGUGGACAGAGAGCAAGAUGAGGAAGUAGGUGGAACCACAAGCUACAUGCCUCCAGAAGCAUUUCAGCCCUCUUCUUACACUCCUGCCUUUUCUUCGGAUGUUUACAGCUAUGGUGUACUGUUGUGGUCAGUUAUGACUGGAAAGCCACCAUACUACACUCCCCUCUCUAGCCUGGUGCGGUUUCGUGUCACUGAAGGUGACAGGCCUGAUCUGGGAUCUGUGGACAGCAGCCAGGCACAUGGGCUCAGUAACCUCAUUGAUCUAAUGAAGCUCUGCUGGCAUGCCGACCCCACCCAGAGGCCCACCUUCAUGAAAUGUGUUAAUGUCACUGAGAAGGUGUAUGAUUUUCACAAACGAAAAGUACAUAACGCUGUCUGUGCCAUUCUAGAAAAUCUGGACAAUAGUGACAAAAUCAGUUCCAGUUUUAAAUCACUUGGGAUCAACCCUAAAAUGAACAAUGCCAUAGCAUCCAUUAAAGAAAAGUCUCAUCAUUCUGUGAAGACUCCCACACAGGAGAAAAGUGAAAUUGUAAUCUCCCAGUGCACGGAAACAGGGUCAUUUGCUCGUCCACGUCCUCCACCUACAUCAAGAACCAACCACAAGCCAGCUGCCAUUGGCUCACACACCACUCACAAAUCAGCUACCAAAAGACUGCAAAAGGUUUUAACGACCCAGCGCCAAUUCUCUACACCAAGCACUGUGAGCAUCUGCCUAUCCAACGUCACAGGCGUACAGAUCGGCAACAACAACCACAUGAAUAUAAACCAUCCUCUUGACAGACAGCGCAAUAGACACCAAACAGCACCUUCUUCUGUCAGCCUUCCCAACCCCGAUUGGCCUCCCAGAUCUGAAAAAAACCCCUGAUCAUAUCAAAUCAUAAUGACCUCUUAUAUUUGAGGUUGUUAUUUAUCUGACAGUUCUCAGUUAUUUUUAUUUUAGGUUAUCUCAAAUAAUAUCACUAACUGGCAUAUAGACUUUUUUCCAGAUUACUAAUCUUGCUUGAAAGUUUUGUUUUUAUGACUCCAGUAUCGAUUACAAGAAACCUGAUGCUGCUUUUGUGCAAAGGAAAAAAAACAAUGUUGAUUAAAAGCUACUUUCCCAAG
This is a messenger RNA of Electrophorus electricus (electric eel), 1877 nucleotides long. RefSeq names its product receptor-interacting serine-threonine kinase 3 (gene ripk3). NCBI's taxonomy places the organism in Eukaryota, Metazoa, Chordata, Actinopteri, Gymnotiformes, Gymnotidae. Gene Ontology annotation, molecular function: ATP binding; JUN kinase kinase kinase activity. Gene Ontology annotation, biological process: protein phosphorylation. The record is from RefSeq and is a predicted model, not a curated record.